Molecule: messenger RNA, 1816 nt
Organism: Hydractinia symbiolongicarpus
Lineage: Eukaryota; Metazoa; Cnidaria; Hydrozoa; Anthoathecata; Hydractiniidae
Product: acid-sensing ion channel 5-like
Exons: 2
Coding region: 231-1700 (489 amino acids)
Biological process (GO): sodium ion transmembrane transport
Cellular component (GO): membrane
Molecular function (GO): ligand-gated sodium channel activity
Source: RefSeq, a predicted model, not a curated record
UUGUGGUUAUAAAUAUUUUAAGUAAACAAUUAAUUUGAUCGAAUCAAAACCCUUCAUCGCGGUUAAAAUUUAAUCUGAAUUUAAAUUGAGAAUUUAACAGAAACUUUUUUAUACGGAUUUAUCACCUACCAAGACGUAUUAAAACAUUUUGGGAAAAAAUCGAAAGGGUUAUUUUCAAGGUGUUUUGGUUAAACGAGAACAGUUUUUUUAGAUGUUUAAGUAUCCCAAUUAUGAAAAGAAUUCAUACGGACACGAAUGGAAACGCGGAAGAGAAAUUUAAAAUUAUUAAUGCUGAUGGACAUUAUACAGAUGUAGACAAAUCUAUUAGCGAGGAGGAAGAGGAAAAAGUCUUGCUAGAAGAAAUGAAGCAAGACGAAAAAACAAAACAGAAAAUUCAUGAAUACAUAGAGGGCUUUACUGUUCAUGGCUUGGCGAAGAUUUUUACAGGAAAUCGAGUUGAAUCGAUUUUUUGGGCAGUUAUUGUUGCUUGUGGCUUGAUUCUGACUAUAAGCGUUACACAAGGUUUAUUUCGAAAGUAUUUACGCUAUGAAAUAUAUACAGAGGUAAAAUCGCAAGUUACCGGACAGAAUACAUUUCCCACGUUGACGAUAUGCGAGGAUAAAUUUUUCAAACAAACUUAUUUUUCAUUCUGUGGGGAGUCUCUUUUCAGCAACAGUUCUAAUCCAGAUUGUAAAAAUAUAAACGAUUACAAAGUACCAUCGGCUUUGAAAUCUGUACCUGGAUCGUACUGGACAAAUGGAUUUUUCAACGUAACCGCUUGUGAUAGCUGGGACGGCAAGAACUGCAUAUCCAAUGCUUAUUUUAAAUCUGUUGUGCAUCAUAAUAAUUCGUGUAUACAAUUCAACUGGGACGGCACAGCACAUGAUCUUUAUAGCCAUUUUGUACUUCGUUUUGAAUACAUCCCUCCGGCACAUCUGGCACAAGAUACCCCAAGUAUUGUCGUUAUUCCGCAUGACUCGCGUCUUAAUGAAAUUGACUUGACAAGCACAAUUGCGAUUGAGCCGCAUAAAAAGUAUUACGUCGUCAUGGAUAAAACCCAACACAAGCGUCUGCCGUCGCCGUAUUCGUCGAACUGUACAAACGACAAAGUCGGCGAUAUUUUUCCUGGUAAAUACGGUCGACGUCAGUGUAUAGAAUCAAAUGUUUACGAACGUGUGUACAAAAAAUGCGGCGCUGUGGUUGACUACAUUCAGCAGUUUUUUUCGCCCGAGUUUAUCGAGAAAUACAAACGAAACUACACGAUCGAUAAGUUACGAGAAUGUAUUAUUAAAUUUCGUGUCAUUGACAUGUCGACGCAAAAAUACGAUUGUCCAUUUCCUUGCGAUGAGUUGGAAUUCGGAAUGGUGACAAGUUUUACGAAUCUGGCGAAAACGUCGAAUAAGUUUGUUUACACCAUGGAUUUAAACUAUCGUAUCGUUGAUAUGUAUCGUAUUUACGAAGAGAAAGCUUUGUAUAAUUGGGACCAAAUGGCUGCAGAGAUUGGUGGAUUCAUCGGACUUGUGAUAGGUGCUUCGAUUAUCUCUUUUGUUGAAAUACUUGUAUGUUUAGCUAUCCAUACAUAUUCAAAAUGGCGGCGUAGCAAUCGUAAUAAAAACAAAAAUUCUAGUUUUUGCUUGCAAUGCAAAAUGAAAUUGACGAAGGACAAAAACACGACGAAUGGAGAGGAUGUUUUUCUAUGAUAAUGAGAAUUCCUUUUUGUAUGACCAUAGCAAGCAUUGCAAUGCAAUUUUACUGAGCAUUGCUAAUUGCUCUUUUUGUUAACGCUUUUUUAUAAUAAUAAUUUUCUCUGAAUCAA